AGCUCCUCUCUUCUCAUUCUGCGCGAGAAUAACAAAAAUGUUUUCUUAGACAACGUCUAUUGUGUCACGGAUGACUCUUCACAGUUGAACCGAGCUGAAAUAACAAGGAAUGAGAUUGUUUUUAGGGUCAGGGUAGGUGGAAAAAUCAUAGGGAGGGAUAGAAAGAGAAAGACUGAAAAAGAUGAUAUAUGACACAGAUGGUUAAGGCCCAUCCAGUUGCAGGUAAGAGAAGAGCUGAUUGGCUGUCAGCAGCAUCAGUGCAAAGGAGUUACUUGUUUAGCAAAGUUAGAUGUGGUUUUGAAGACACAAACAGACAUACAACUUGUGCUGAAAUGCUUAGGACUUAAGAAGUAGGUGUCUGGAUAUUUUGGGAAACUGUGGAAGAAUUAAAAUAGUAGAGGUGUCAGAACAUCAGGAUUGAUGAAGUGUAUGUUGGAGAAUUGUAGGUACAAAUUUAGAUGUUAUAUUUGACACAUUGAUUCUCUAACAUUAUUUUGAAAGCAAGUUUCGUGGCAUGGAUUACUUUUCACGUCUUUUAACUGCUACCAUCUGUAAUGGAUAUUUUAUAACAGACCAAGAACAACUACUAAAAGAGGUCUAUGGAAAUGCAGGAUCUAGCUAGUCCACACAGCCGAGUAAGUGGAAGCAGUGAGUCCCCCAAUGGUCCCAACAUCGACAACUCGCAUAUAAAUAACAAUUCCAUGACACCAAAUGGCACUGAAGGUGAUAACAUCACUAUGCUUACCACAGCUGACUGGUUGUUAAGUUCUAGUUCACAGUCCGCUGCAGUUAAAACAGAGCCAAUGAGCAGCGCUGAAAUCACCACCUCUGUAGCAGACGGCUCCCUAGACAGCUUCUCAGGAUCAGCCAUUGGAAGCAGUGGCUUCAGCCCAAGACAAACUCACCAGUUCUCUCCCCAGAUUUACCCUUCCAACAGACCUUAUCCACACAUUCUUCCGACUCCUUCCGCCCAAAAUAUGGCAGCGUACGGACAGACGCAAUACACCACAGGAAUGCAGCAAGCUGCUGCCUAUGGCUCGUACCCUCAGCCAGGCCAACCCUAUGGAAUCCCAGCCUAUGGUCCAUUGUGGGCAGGCAUCAAGACAGAGAGUGGACUGACCCAGGCCCAGUCUCCAGGCCAGAGCGGCUUCCUCAGCUACAGCUCCAGUUUCUCCACACCUCAGACGGGACAAGCGCCCUACAGUUACCAGAUGCAAGGAGGCAGUUUUACAACAACUUCAGGGCUUUACGCUGGCAGCAAUUCCCUCACAAACUCGACUGGAUUCAACAGUACACAACAGGACUACCCCUCCUACCCCGCUUUUGGGCAGAGUCAGUACGCGCAGUAUUACAACAGUAGCCCUUAUACCUCGCCCUACAUGACCAGUAACAACACCAGCCCAACAACGCCCUCCACCACGGCUACCUACACCUUACAGGAACCUCCAUCAGCUAUCACCAGCCAGGCCCUUACAGAGCAACCUGCAGCAGAGUACAGUACAAUCCACAGUCCAUCAACCCCCAUUAAAGAUUCAGAAUCGGAUCGAUUGCGUCGGGCCUCGGAUGGAAAGUCACGUGGCCGGGGGAGAAGGAACAACAACCCAUCCCCUCCUCCUGACUCUGACCUUGAGCGCGUGUUCAUUUGGGAUUUGGAUGAAACAAUCAUCGUUUUCCAUUCCUUGCUCACAGGAUCUUACGCCAACAGAUUCGGAAGGGAUCCUCCGACGUCGGUUUCAUUGGGACUAAGAAUGGAAGAGAUGAUCUUCAACUUGGCCGACACGCAUUUCUUCUUCAACGACUUAGAAGAGUGCGAUCAGGUUCAUAUUGACGAUGUGUCGUCGGACGACAACGGCCAGGAUUUGAGUACGUAUAAUUUUAGCACGGAUGGAUUCCACGCCGCUGCUACUAGUGCCAACCUGUGCCUGGCCACUGGCGUAAGAGGAGGUGUGGACUGGAUGAGAAAGCUUGCGUUCCGCUACAGACGAGUAAAAGAAAUUUACACCACCUAUAAAAAUAACGUCGGAGGUCUGCUCGGCCCAGCCAAAAGGGAAGCCUGGUUGCAAUUGCGAGCAGAAAUUGAAGCCUUGACGGACUCCUGGUUAACACUGGCACUGAAAGCACUAACAUUAAUUCACUCGAGGUCGAACUGCGUGAACAUCUUGGUGACCACAACACAGCUCAUACCUGCUCUCGCAAAGGUUCUCCUCUAUGGCCUCGGAGUCGUGUUUCCAAUCGAAAACAUCUACAGCGCCACAAAAAUAGGAAAAGAGAGCUGCUUUGAAAGGGUGAUUCAGAGAUUCGGGAGGAAAGUUGUUUAUGUGGUGGUGGGCGACGGCGUGGAGGAGGAACAAGGAUCGAAAAAGCACAAUAUGCCUUUCUGGAGGAUAUCUAGUCACUCUGACCUCAUGGCCCUGCACCACGCUCUCGACCUGGAGUACUUGUAGCAUCCUGACGUUCUGUACCAGGCUGCGCACGGGCCCCAACACCAUCAUCAGCAUCGCCAGCCUUCUGCGUCGCCCGAGUGUCUGCGUUCCCCCCCCAAAAAAAUGCUUCAUACACAUAACACAGAAAGAGCAGAACCCGAGCGACACGCUCAGCGUGUCGACACAUGGCCGGAAUUCGUCUUAACCCUAAACCUUUUUCGAAGCAGAGGAGAGUGAAUUUAUGGCGCUGCAGCUGCUGGCCCUGGUUACUGUGAAUUGGCUUUUUUUUUCGAAAGCCAUCAAAAUGUUUUACAGCCCUGUCUGUGCGGGGCACUCGGCAAGGGUUCACACCUGUGACGAAACUGAGCUACCGAUGCCUUUGGAACAUAGCAGGACUCCGCUCCCACCGCAACAUGGUGUAAUCUUCCUCCCUGUUUGUUUCCGUACGCCUCCGUCUAUUUCAACGGUACAAAGACAAUAGGGCGUGGCCUCCUGGUUUCCAGGCUUGAUAACCGUUCGUCUGGAUGUCCUGCGCUUCUUAUUUAUGAUCUGAAACUUUGUGGAGUGGCACCGGCUUCGUGCCUUUUCGCAUCGCAACGUACUUUGGUUCCACUAUACCAAUGGAUUUUCUAGUAAUUUAAGGAAAAAUUUAACGAAACGUUAUUUACAUUGCAGAGACAAUCGUGUACAGACAAUUUUUGUGUGUAAAUUUGUAAUCACUGGACUAUUCCUUCCUAUAUUGAUUAUGGUACAUGCUGUGGAAAGGUGGCAAUGUUUUUUCAUGGAAGUACAUAAAGGCGUCCGCGCACGGUAAUUUGCGCCGAAAGCCGAAAAGUGUUGACGUGUUUAAGAUUUUGUUCAAUAAAUAAAUGUAGAUAUAAGGAUUUUUUUGUGAUAAUUGUUUUGUCAUGACCAAAAGCAUGGAUGUCAAGUGUCAAUGAUUUCGUAUUUCCUUCAUUGAUGUUUAUUUUCUUUGUACGCUUCCGCUCUUCGAAGUUGUGCUGAGAUACAGACUCGAGGAUUGAAAUGUGACACUUUUGUUCAUAAAGGGGCGCUUUUCUAGAAUGUCUGGGAAGAAUUGUUUAACUCCCAGGGGUAUCCCAAACAAAACUUCAUCACGAAUCGCAUAAGCAGCAUAUUAAUAAUAACUUGUUAAGAACUUAAUCCUCUGAAUGUCAAACUAAAUGUAAAUGUCUGUUUUCCACUGCUUACCCCUACCUGACGCUGGACCUCCGUGUCCACAACAGGCCUUCAAAAUUGGGUUUGUUAUCUUUUGUACCAGCGCUGAAAUGCAAACUCUUGUACAGCAAGUGUAAUUUUGUAUGAAGUAGUGUUUUUAUUUGACUAAGAAAAGUCUUCUGUGUCCACUUGAAAAUCACUGUAGUCGGAUUUUCAAUAUGCAUAUUGAUAGUUGUUAGGUACCUAUGGACUGAUAAACUCUUAGCUGUUGGACUUUAAGAAAGCCACUGCUCACUCACACGGGCACACAUAUGCACCUAUACACACGCUCACGAUGGAGUUGAGAACAUACAUGUGCUAUCGACUGUGAAUUUCCCCAGCUAACUCAAUCUGUUUUUAAUUUUCCCUCCCAGCACAUGAUGUUGCUUGGCUCCUGCAGGUGAGGUCUUCUGUUAGCCGAGUUUUUUUUCUCUCACCACAUUUACAAUUUCACCCGCAACCCUGCCACCCCCCAUAUCGGGGAAUCACAUUUUGCUGCUAGAUCACGGUAAACGUAGACAUGGUUUUGUAGAGUAAACACGGCAAGAUUUUUUUUGUAUGUUGCAAUCAUAAUGCAAACUGGAAAUAAUUUACAAUACGUGGGCCUCAUUGUGAAACGCAGUUUGUUGUGUCUGCAAAAAAGAUGUGUACAGAUGUUUUUGACAUUAUUAUUUGAUUGUUUAAAUUAAUAAAAACUGAUUUGUGAACUGUUACA
This is a messenger RNA of Misgurnus anguillicaudatus (oriental weatherfish), 4356 nucleotides long. It is a transcript of the gene eya1, whose product is annotated as EYA transcriptional coactivator and phosphatase 1. The record is from RefSeq and is a predicted model, not a curated record. Lineage: Eukaryota; Metazoa; Chordata; Actinopteri; Cypriniformes; Cobitidae. Gene Ontology annotation, cellular component: nucleus. Gene Ontology annotation, biological process: multicellular organism development; positive regulation of DNA repair; negative regulation of extrinsic apoptotic signaling pathway in absence of ligand. Gene Ontology annotation, molecular function: protein tyrosine phosphatase activity.